CUAUCUUUCGUUGCUCAGACUACAAAAUAUUUAACUAACAAUAACAUUCCCCUCCACCCCUCAACCAUUGGUCGUAAACCUACGCUGUUCGGCUGAUAGUCAUUGUGGUGCUGUGCUCAGUGUGCUCACAGUGCUCACACAGUCACACUACUCACAUUUCAGUACUUCAUAGUUGUUCGCUGUUUGUGGCUCAGUUUCAACGUGACCGUGUUCAGUCUUCAGUACUGUUCACCAGUUCACUACAACGUUCUUUUGCAGACCAAAGAGAAUCUGUUGAUACCGGUCACUAAUUUAAAGUUUCAAACGAGCAACACGACGUUCAGUAUAAGAUAUCAAUUCACAAAUUCACAUUCACUAUUCAAUCAUGUUACCGGUUUCGACAUCGUGAGAGAUUGAUUGUUUUGUUUUUGAAAUACUUCAGCCAUUACUAUGAAGAUGAAGGUUAAUUUUUACACCUUUAUAUGUUAAAAUUACGUCUUGUGUCAACACAUUUCCUAAAGCAGCCAUAAAAUAUUAAAAUGUGCCGUGAUUGGGAUAUGAUUAUCUAAAUUGUACCUAAUUAGUAUAAACUAGAAGUUAUAAAACUGUGUCAAGCUGUUGAAAUUACUGCAGUGGUUUACAGGAAUUACCAAGAGUUUGAAUUGUAUGAAAAUGAAACUAACUUUGUGUUGUAAUGAUACACAUAUGCUUAGUGAGCAGGUUGAAACAAAGUUUGAGAUGUUAUUGGAAGAAUAUAAUUCAGAAAAAUUGAUUUUGAUUGGUAUGCCAUUAGAAAAAUUGCCAUUGAAUUGUGAUGGAUUACCACUUAUUGUAGAAAAUAUAAAUGAUUAUAUAAUUGACUAUGGAUUAUAUGAAGAAUGCCUAUUUGAUGAAACAUAUUCUGCUAAUGGACGUGAAGCCAAUAUUAUAAAUGCUUAUGAAUUAGUCAGUGGUUCAAGAAAAAGUUGUAAAACAUUAAUAGAUAUUGAUGCAGUAGAUGUUGCAUCAGUAUUAGUUAUGUGGCUUUACUUCUUACCAGAACCAUUGAUAUCUUCAAAACAAUUUUCAAUGAUUUGUGAUCUCGAUGUCAAUAAAAAAUACAAUGAAAUAAUAAGUUCCAUGGACAAUAUAAGCAGAUUAACUUUACAAGGAAUAAUGAACAUUGUAGAUUCCUAUGAGAAGCAACACCCGUCAUGUAAGGAGAAACUUGGAAAUCUGUUUACACUGCUUUUGACAAAACAUGUUGAUAUUGUUAGCGAAAAUAAUUCAUCACAGUUUUUAAACAAUUUAAAGAUUGUUUUUAUGAAAGCAAAAAUAAAUAAUGAUAAAUCAGAAUAUGAUAUGUUCAAUAAAAAAUCUUUAGAAAUCAAAUCAAGUACUAAUCAAGAUCAAAAUAACUUUCAUAAAAAUAAUCUAUGUAAUAAGAAGAAUGUAUUUCGCAGGUCGUUGAGUGAUGAUGGAUUACGUUUAAAACCUAGUGUUGAUGGUGUUGAUGAAACAAUGAAGAAAUGUUCAACUUUGAUGAAAUCGUGUAGCUGUAACCUGACAGAAUUUAUUUCAGAAGAGGACAUUCAUUACAAAAACUCAAUUAUCAAUGGUUUAAUUUUAGAUAAGAACAAUUUAAAUUAUAAACCAGCUGAUAAAUUAUCUAGUGAUAAUUUUUAUGAUGAUUCAAUUUCUAUAGUUAAUGAGUUGUUUAGUAAUCAAAUUGAUGAUAUGAGAAGUAUAGAACGAACCAUGCAGAUUCAUUCCAAAAGUACAAUAAAACGAACCAAAAAUAAAUCUAUUAAAAUUCAUGUAGAAAGAGUUUUGAAGUCAGGAUUUUUAUCAAAUGAAGAGAGUUUGCUAUUAAAAAACACAUUAGAACUUAUGAAAAUACUAUCAAAAAUUAAAAGUGUUCAAAAUCAAAUUAACAUUCAAAGGAGAAGUAGAGAGGAUGAAUUUGGUUGUGAAAAUGAAAAGACUAAUAAACGUUUACCAGAGUUUUAUUUUUUAAACAAUCGCCUUGAGCAGUUAGCCAAUCAGAAAAAUACAUAUUUAAUUAAAACUGGAUUAUCUUAUGGUAGAUCAUACAACCGUACAGUUUUAAAUCUUAAAAAUGCCCAAAAAGAAGCUUUUAAGCUAUAUGAAAAUGAAAAAAAUAACAAGAAUAGUCAAAACGAAAAUAUUGACAAAUUAAUCUCUGAUAUUUACAAUAUUCAAAAAGUUCUCGAUUAUUUGGAAAAUAAUUGUGGUGGUAAGGAGUUGCCAUGGAGGUCAAGUAAAGGUUGUCCGGGUCAUAAAAGAAUGAAAAAAAAACAGUUGAACUGUGUAACUGUUGUAUCUGAUUUGCAAACAAUUGGUGAACAUGAAGUCAUGGAAACCAUAGCCCAACCUUUAUUCAUAGCAGUGAAACAGUAACUUUUCUUAAUGGUUAAUAAGUUAAUUUAGUUUCAAUUUUUUUUUUUUAUUUAUACACUUAACAACAACUACAAAACUAUUUUAUGAUUACUAUUAUUAUAUAAUAUAAUAAUAGUAUUAGAAUAUAAUUUAUAUUCCUAACUAAAGUUAGUAAUAUUAUUUGAGACUUAUUUAUAACUGGUGCCUUUAAAUUAUUUAACUCAUAUAUACUUAUACUAAUUAGAACUUAAUAGUAAUUAAGAAUUACUAAUAUGUUAUAAUUAAUAAUCUUGCAAUAGUUUUGUCUUGCAUUCUUACUAUUUUUUGUACAAUUUAUGGUCAGUAUAUAUUUCAUAUUUACAUAAAAAUACCUAAUAAGAUACAUUUUGUGAAGAAAAGAGAAUUCUUUAAAUGUCCAAGUAUAAUUAGUAGGAAAAUGGUUUUAAUAAAUUCAAUCUAUUGUUAUUCUAUCAUAUUAGAAGUUUAAGGUCUUAAGAUUUUAUUAUUGAUUAUGGGUUCUUUUUUUUUUAAUAUUUAAUUGAUUUAUUGAGUAAAAUUAUUAUUUGAAGCUGCUUUAAUUGGAAUAGUUGAUUUACUAAUUGAAAGUUAUAUUAUUUCACUAUACCACUUAAAAGUAUAAUUAAAUAAUAUGUAUAUAUUUUUGUAUUAAUUGAUCUGAUACAAUUUAACUUUAUGAGCAUUUUAUUUUCAAUUUAUAAAAUAAGUAUUGAAAAAUGAUCUUUGAAUGUUUAUGACUGUAUUAGUGAUGUGAUUAUAAAAAUAUCAAAAUUAAUUAUAAAUAAUUCUAUAAAUCCAAGAAUUUUAACCAGUGAUUAAUGUAUAAGUUAAAUGAGUCCCAGGCAUGGAUCUAAGGGUAGUGAAUAUUGAUCUUUAGUCCCUCUCUCCUCGUUUAAAAUUUUAUAUAUUGUAUAUUUCUUUACAUGUUUAACAUAUUAUUCAUAUGUCUUAAAUAUAUAUAAAAUUGUUAAUAUUUUUAUCAAAUUUAAUCUAUUAUGUACUAAAAUUAUAAUCGUAUAUUUUUAUGAAAAAAAAAAACCGUAUAUUUGUCCAUUUAUCAUUAAUAAUAAUAAUAAUAUUAUUAAUUGUAUUACAUUAAAAAAUUGUUUUUCAAAUAUUUUUCUGCUAUGUAUACUAUACAAUACAUGAUUUUAUAAGUUUAUUGUAAAUGUAUACAUUUUAACAUUAACUAAAUAAUAAACUAUUCUGAAUGGAUUUAAUACUAUAUAUUAUAUUAUAUGGAUUUUAGAUUUCAUACUCAAUAAGUAUUUGUUAAUUAUUUAUUUUUCUCUUAUUAUCUAUUGUAUUAUUUAUUGUUAUUUUAUAUUUAUUGUAACAUAUAGUCUGAUUCUUAAUGUCGUAGCUCAACUUAUUUUUAGUUUUAUUGUAAGUCUAAUUAUUUUAUUAAGAUGUAAUUACAAUCGAAACAGUAAAGUGAUUAACUGGUAUAUUAUAUUUCUGAUCGUUGAAUACUGUUAAAAAACUUUAUUUGAAAUAAAGUUAUUUAAUGUUUAUAAACCAAUUUUUGUUGUUGUAUUUUACAAGUUAAUGUACAAAAUGUAUUAUCACUUACUUUACGUUUACCAUUUAUUUGUAAAAACCUAGUUGUUAAAUGUGAAAUAAUGUACAUCAGUGUGUAAAUGUAUCCUAUUGACUAUAGUUUAUAUUUCUAACUAACAAUUUUCAGAAUCAUAGUUCAUCUUUUAGGGGGCUUGGUAUUUUUUAACAUAUUAAUUUAUUCUAUUUGUUAAUAUUUAUUACUAUUAUUUUUCUUUCUAUGAUAAUAUUAAGUCACCACACCAAUUUAUUUAUCCUUAAGAAACAGGUUUUAGGUAAAUUCUGCUUCUCCUGAGAUUGAAUUUAAUUUUUAAGUCCAAGUAGAGAGAUUUUAUUCAUUAUGUUGUUAUUCCACAAAUAUUAAUCGUCAGACACCAUUGCAUGUAUAUUAUUAACUAUACACAAUACCAUUUUCAAAAUAUUUAAAUUAAUUUCAAGUCAUAGUCAUUCCAAACGUCAUGAACCUAUUCAAAACUAAUUUUAAGCUUUACGACAUUUAAUUUAGUCAGGUGACGUGUGUAUUUGAAUGAAUUUAAGUUAAACACUUGUAAAUACAAUGACUAUAGUUAUAUUAUAAUGGUCAUAGUUAAAAUUGCAAAUACUUAAUAAUUUGUCAUAACUCAUAAUUAUUGUCUUUUUGUUCAAACAUAUUCAUGUUUUUUUUUUUUUGUUAUAAAAAAUUGUUUUCAAAAAUAUGUUAGAAACACAAAAAACCCAAAAUUACAAACGUAAAAGUUUUAAGUGAAAACACACACACGACAAUAGAUAUUAUCAUAUUAAAACUUUAGGCAUGUUGAAUGAUUCAACUUGAAUCUAUAAAAUGGUAAGUAAAUAGUCGGGUCAUUUUAGGUGAGAUUUUUUUAGGAUUAGUUUCUUUUUGCGAGACGAAAUGAUAGGAUUCGGGCAAUAAACUAAUAAUAUGUUCUUAAAACAAACAAAACACUUUUUAUUUGGAUGUAUAUUUUAUAUUAUAUAAUAUAUAAAUGAAAACACAAGUACAUGGCGGUUUCUUUGUAAACAUAUUUUUUAACAGUCUUUAUAUUUUAAGUUAUGUUUACAUACUAAAACAUUAAGUAGACUAGAGUGUGCCGUUACAAUAUGAGUAUAAAAAGAUCAAAAAAAAAACAAUUUACACUUUACUCUUAAGACAUUUGAUUUUAAGUAAACAUAAAUAGAAAACGUCAUUAAUCCUUAAAGAAUUAUAUAGUAUUACCAAAAAAAAAAAAAAAAAAAAACAAUAUUAUAAUAUCAGUUGAGAUGUACAAAAUAAUACAUAGGUAAUAAUCAAUAAA
Molecule: messenger RNA, 5225 nt
Organism: Aphis gossypii (cotton aphid)
Lineage: Eukaryota; Metazoa; Arthropoda; Insecta; Hemiptera; Aphididae
Product: repetitive organellar protein-like
Exons: 14
Coding region: 646-2379 (577 amino acids)
Biological process (GO): signal transduction
Source: RefSeq, a predicted model, not a curated record